CAAACACGCAGUCACACACCAUGGCGUCUCACCUGUGUGGAUGUAGGUGUGUUUCUUCAUAUCGGAUUUCUGGUGGAAUCUCUUGCCGCAGUACUGGCAGGGGUACGGCCGUGUGUCCGAGUGGAUCAGCAGUGGUGCCUGGAGACUGUAUCGACGGGUGGUCCAGGGAACCCUCCAGGCUGGACAGGACACGGGACGGCGUGAGAGUGACGUCUGAGAGUCCUUCCCCUCUCCCUAGACUGUUUCAGAGACACCCGCCUCCGAACCAUCCAUACCACCAUGUCCAGGGAACAGCUCAACGUGGGGGACCUGCUUCCUCUGCUGGAGACUUCUGACCUCCGCCAGCUGGAUGAGAUCAAGAGCCUUAUCAAUGAACACCUCAACACAGAUCGAGGGUCCGUUCUCCUGAACGGCUUGGUGGAUUAUUUCCUGGAGACCAACUCCGCCCAGGCAGUGCACAUCCUGUCCUCAGUGAGGGAGCCACACGAUAAGCACCUUUUUGAUAAAAUGAAUGAAUGCAUGGCUAAAGCCCCCUGUCGCCUGCCCACUCUCACUCUACUGGGGCACGUUGUCCGUAAGCAGCCGUCUUGGAUCCACAAGAUCGCUCGCUAUCCGCUGCUGCUAUCUCUCCUCAAAUGCCUCAAGACAGACACAGAUGUUGUGGUUCUGAUAACUGGAGUCCUGGUGCUCAUCACGCUAUUACCCAUGAUUCCCCAAGCUGGCAAGCAGCAUCUCUAUGAAUUUUUUGAUAUCUUCGGCCGUCUGGCUUCUUGGAACCUGAGAAACCUAGGACACGUCCCGGAGGUUUAUCUCAUCCACCUGCAUGCAAGCGUCUACUCCCUCUUCCACCGGCUGUAUGGGAUGUAUCCCUGCAAUUUUGUGUCUUACUUGCGCUCCCAUUACAGCAUGAAGGAGAACAUGGACACUUUUGAGGAGGUGGUCAAGCCCAUGCUUGAACAUGUCAGAAUACAUCCCGAAUUAGUGACCGGAACCAAGGACCAUGAACUAGACCCCAGCCGGUGGAAGAAAUUUGAAAUCCACGAUAUCGUUAUUGAGUGUGCCAAAGUCUCUCUGGACCCGAAGGAGGCGUCCUGCGAAGAGGGCUAUGCCAGCAUGCCUGAGCAUUUCUGUGCUCAUUUACAACAACGUCCAGCUGAUUGCACUGCCAGCCCUUACGGCGACUUCCACAGUAGCUACGGAAGUUCUUCCUCGACUCAUUUCUCCACCCCUCGUCAGCCUGUCGUCCCUCCCUUGGCCCUGUCCUCUUUCUCAGGGACUCAGCCCCCCUAUCGCAGCCCCACUGGAACCCGUCGGCAGAACUCCAGCUGUGAAUUUAAUGCCACAUAUGGCUUCAAGGAUUCCCUCUGGAGCCCCUCCUCCCAGUGUGGCAUGGCCACACCCCCUUCCUCCCGUGGGAUGUCACCGAACCCGGAACUGUCCCAGAGUGCCUCUCACCUACCAACCCGCCUCUACAGCACACCUGGUGGUAAAGGCACCCCGUCCUCUAGCACCCCUGCGGCCACCUCACCUCCUCCUAGCCUCUCCGAUGAGUUUACCCCUGUGUCUCUGCCUCGCAGUACCGCCAGUCCGCCAUGCAAGGAUGGUAGACCUUUAGACUACACCAAACCCGUCUUGGUCAGACAGGAGCCAGUCAGACAGGAGCCAGACAGAGAGCUCGAGAAAACUGGACCUGAAACGAUCAAUCACAGAGAUGGUAGAGGUGAGAACAUGCCCAUGACCCUGACCGAGCUCUCUGUGUACAUGAAGGAGCAAGAACAACUGAGGAUCGAGAAAGAGCGGGAGGACGCUGCCAUCACAGAGGAGCUUCUGAAGUUAACAGAGGAAAAGCGGGAUUUAGCUGGCCUUCGUGGCUUUGACUCUCCAUUCUUCAGCACCACAGAGACCCUGACCGGAGCGCAAGAGAAACCCCUGCCCUCUUCCAUCCUAGGUAGCUCGAUUAGAGACCCUCACAACAUGAUCUCCACACCCGACAAGACCGAGAUCACGCCCGGGGACAGAGGCAGAGUCAGCAGAGGCCCAUCCCAGGAGCAUCCCUGGUCCUUCCAGCCAGUGUUCAUGCCCAUCGAGCACCCAACACACAGCCACCUCCAUCGGAGCCCCUCUGCACCAGAGGACGAGGCCCUUAAAUACAGCUUUUGCUCCCCGAGCCCAAGCAAGCCACCACCCCUGCCGUAUGAGGCUCUGUUUGACCUGGCCCUGCCUCGGGCAGCCUCUCUCUUCGUGGGGAGGAAGACCUCAGAGAUUGUGCAGCGAGUAGCCUUGGAGAGGAUUCAGAGAGGAGACGUGGGCAAGCAAGGGGAGGAGGGGGGAGUUGAGGGGACUGUGUCUGCCUCCCCCUUGGAGGUGCUGGAUCGCCUCGUCCAGCAGGGCGGUGACGCCCAUGACAAAGUGUUAAAGAGAUUGCCCCUGCCAAGCAAGUCAGCUGACUGGACACACUUUGGAGGUUCUGCUCCUCUGGACGAGCUGCACACACUGCGCAGUCAGCUGCUUCUGCUACACAACCAGCUCCUGUACGAGCGCUACAAGCGAGAGCAGCACGCCGUACGCAACCGACGUCUGCUUCGCCGCAUCAUCAAUGCCACCGCGCUCGAGGAGCAGAAUAACGCCAUGAAGGACCAGCUGAACCUGCAAAGUGUGGAUAUCUUGUCUUUGAGAGAGAGCCUGCAGGUCGAGCAGCAGAGAUACCGGCAGCUCUGGGACGACCGAGAGACUGUAGUUACACGGCUGCACAGCCAGAUACGCCAACUACAACAGGCCAGAGAUGACUACUACACCAAAAACCAGGAGUUGCAGAGUAAACUACAGGAAUGCCAGAAGAGAAUAGGUGAGAUGGAGGCGGAGCUUCAGAAGGCGAACAACAAGGUGUGCCACACAGGACACCUGCUGAACCAGCUCACUGCCAAGUUGUCAUCGAGUGAAAGUAUUCAGCAGCAGUUGAGUUUUCUAAAUAAGCAGCUGCUGCUUCUAGGAGAAGCCCAUAAACUGUGUGUUCAGGAGCUGCAUCAGGCCGGACCAGAUACUAGCAAGGAGGUGCAGAUGCUGCAGACAUCCUGGGGGAAGGAGACGGAGCGUCUAAAGCAGAAUCUGUUACUACAGAGCCAAAAGCUAGAUGCUGCUCAGCAGAGAGUGGCAGAGCUGGAGACUCAACUUGCUAAAAAAGAGCACCUAAUUGCAGAACAAAAGAAGUUUCUAGAAGAUGUCAAGGCUCAGGCUAAAGGAGAACUGCAGGCCUCCGAUAGCAGAUAUCAGGCACAGAGGCGGGUAACUCUGGCUCUGCAGACUGAGCUUCUGCAGCUCUACAGCAGGCUGGAAACAGAAGACUCCUCUGCCACUGCUUCAGCUGAGGGCACCACUGAACCCCGCGGUUCCACCGAGCCCAGUGUCAUAGUGGUGGAUGGUGCAGUAAAAACAGCCACCAAAGAAGACGGCAAGUCACCUCAGUCUCCACGUGGCAAUGGCAGCACUUUAUCGCCAGCGCAGCCCAAGGCCAGCUCUUCCCCGGCCAACUCUGUAAACGGCAAUCGAGACACUCCCCCACCUGUCCUAGUGGAACCACCCCCUCACCGUCCUCAUUCCCCGCUGGGACCCCCAGGACCUUUGGUCCCUUCUGACACCCCACUCACUGUAGGCUCCUACCCCAGCACCAAGAGCUUUCUGGGUAUGCGUGCAAGAGAGCUAUUCCGCAACAAAAGCGAGAGUCAGUGCGAUGAGGACGAAGCCCCGCCUCCACGUCUCACUGGCCUAUCACAGGGCCUGAAAACUGAGCUCUGCGUGGAGCCGACAGCGAAGAGUACAUCCAGCUCCACCGCUGCGCAGAGCUUCACGCUCAUCACAUCUGCUAAAGAAACCCAACCUGAUGCUCAGAGAGCCAAAAACCGAGACACGUUCGGCUCAAGAUGCCCAGAGAGGCUCAGGCAGCAACCGUUAAGGAUUAUGGACUAUAACGAAAGUCAUCAGGAGCACAGCUAAAGUUAUGGAAAAAUGGUGAAAGAGAGAGAGGUAGAGGAUGGAGAGAUGUGCGAAUUUAGAUUAUUAGAGCGUAAGGCAAGACUCUUUCAAUUUUCAGUGUUAUCUGUCCCAUUUUUACAAGCCGACAACAGGAUUUGGAGCUAAUAAAUCAGUAAAACCCUCACUAAGAUGGGACAAGUGGAAAGAAUAGACUAAACCGACAUAUAUAGAAGUGGUCACAAAAUGUCUUUUAGUAACCCCACUGCAUUGUUCACCAGAAAUGUCACCGCUGCAUCUUUUAUGUUGUUUUUUGCUAAUUUAUCCGCUCCCUUUAACCAAGUAACUGUCGCAGCACUCGGAAACUUUGCAUUUAGGUCGUUAGAAGCAAUAUAAGUUGAUUCAUUUGUAGUAAUGGUACAAUGCUUACACCCUCACAGCUCACCCGCACAGAGCUGAAGUGUGUGCUCGGAUGCCAGGAGGCGGAUGGUCGGUUGGAUGGUUGUCUUGUGUCAAUCAGGAGUCAGUGUUUCUUUUAGAACCAUCAGGUUUUAUCCAUUCAGACAUGUCAAGUGCAUUUUCAUGUGCUCAAAUCAUGUUUAUCUUUACUAUGUUUGUGUGUGUGUGUGUGUGUGUGUGUGUGUGUGUGUGUGUGCGCGUACGUUUUUGUGACAAAUGAGGAUAUAAAUUUGUAUAAUGACAAGGGUAUGACAGGUAUUACAAGGAGAAGGUGACUUUUCAGGACAGUACCCUAUGUCCCCACUUUUCAAAACGCUUAUAAAUCACACAGAAUGGAGUGUAUUGAAAAUCUGAAAUAGCACAAAGUUUCCUGUAAGGGGUAGGUUUAGGUGUAGGUCAAUAGCACAUACAGUUCGUACAGUAUAAAAACCAUUACGCCUAUGGGAUGUCCCCACUUUUCACAAAAACAAACGUGUGUGUGUGUGUGUGUGUGUGUUGAAAAUGAUGGCCUGUAUCCCAGACUUGAUUCUGGGUUAAAUUGCACUGUAAGUUGUUACUGAUUACGUAAAAACAUCCGUUACAGUCUUGGACUAGACUAAAUCUGGAUCCGAGAAAUGAUACAGCCACAACGAGAGGAAGGUUCGACGUUUUUUUUUUCUUAUUAUUUAUUUUUUGUUCUCUUGUUCUUUUUAGCUUUUCAAGUAUUACCAGUGCUUUUAAAAGUUAUAAAGCAACGCAAACGAACAACGGCCAUAGAUUCUUGAUCAUUACCCACGUCUAGUCAAACCUCUGAAUCCUAUCCUUCAGUAAUCUCUAUAAAACAACGCAAGUAAAAUCUAGAUGAUCUAGUGGCUAUUUUGAAGCCUUGUCCUAAUAAUAAACAAGUCUAAUAAAUAAGUCAGACAUCAGUUAAGUAAUUCGCUUUGACGAUACUAACCUUCAGUCUCAAGCUCAGUCAUCAUAUUCGCUCAAAACUCAGUAGGUAACUGAUAAUAGUAUGGAUGAUUUGUCUUUUACCCUCUCACUUCAGCGCACUUCAAUGGAUAUUAUUAUUAAGUUUGCUUUCUCAGUGCCAAAUACUCAAUAAGACAGUGACAGUAUUCUGUAGAGCUUAAAUGUAAUGGUUUUUGUUCUAUUAUUCAAGCACAUAUAUUCUUAGAAUACCACAUAUCAGUUUGAGGGGGUAAAUAUAAGACUUGAUUUUGUCGAGCUGAAAGUAUGUGGACUGUAGCGAUGAGAGCUGUACAAUGCCAAGUAGACAGUGUAAAAUAUCUCCAAAUUUCUACAAAAUGAUCAUGUUGAUAGUCAGACGUCAUUUAGGAAUUGCGGAAGGGCUGGUCAUACUCAAAUUGUUCCCAAAUCCUGUUGUCCCCUUGAAGUCUCUGCUGUUCCUUCUGCCUUGCUAUCUAGAGCAUGUACAACAAUCCUCUUUUAAUGCCAACAACAGGAACUAUGACUUAACAAGAUACAAGGUACAAUCAGCGUGGAAGGAAAGGAACGUAAGAAUUCGAGCUCCUUUGCUGGAGAUGAAAGUUCUGGGGUUUGUUGGGGGAGGAAAGGCAGGGUCGGUUGGAAAAGGUUCUUAAAGCAGUUGCUUGUGUUAACUGUGAAUGACAAAAAUAAAAUCGUCUUCAAUGUUUUGC
This is a messenger RNA of Onychostoma macrolepis, 6068 nucleotides long. RefSeq names its product TSC complex subunit 1b (gene tsc1b). Bases 280 to 3990 code for a protein of 1236 amino acids. The transcript has 22 exons. The record is from RefSeq and is a predicted model, not a curated record. Gene Ontology annotation, cellular component: TSC1-TSC2 complex. Lineage: Eukaryota; Metazoa; Chordata; Actinopteri; Cypriniformes; Cyprinidae. Gene Ontology annotation, biological process: negative regulation of TOR signaling; regulation of cell cycle; negative regulation of cell population proliferation.